AUGCCGGUUUUGUCGUUAUUGUUGCACGCUUUACGCACUUAUCUAACGGGAAAUUUUCAUAGUACUGAAUUCGCCUACAUCGCAUAUCCUUUCGGUCGCAUAUAUAAACUACUGGGUUUCGCACCGAUUCAACUGAGACGCGGUGACAUUUUGCGUAAUUGUGGAGGCGAUCAGUUGCAGUGGGAUAACAAAGCCUGGGCGUGGACGUGUUUUAAUAUCAUUAUUUAUACAACUGGUUUCUCCUUCGGCAUCUACAAUCUUUAUACGAAGUCCUACAACCGCGGCGAUGGCAUCGCAAAUAUAACCAGUUGGGCACAGCUUUUUACGCUCUUCAUACUCGGCCUUAUGGCCUGGGUAAGCUCGUGGACGCACAUGGACGAACAGUGCCAACUGUAUGCGCUCAUCUGCAAAAUUGAUCAGCAACUUCGUAAAGUCGCCGAAAUCGAAUUCGACUACAAACUACUACGCAAACAACUGUUCUAUCAAUUGGGUGUAGAACUACUAAUCGCGUUUCUAUUAUCAAUGGUGAAUUGUUUAAUCAUACAACCGAAGGGGACCAGCUUCCUACCUGUCACAACCUGCUAUUGGUUCAUCUGCUUUGCGCCCAUCUGUCUGAUCGUCUUCAAGCAGUUUCAAUUCUACAAUCAAAUGCACAUUUUGAAAUCGAAAUUUCUACUCAUCAACCACAAGUUGAGCAAAUUCAAACGCAAUGGCGAGUAUAGAACGACAGGCAAGCGCGUGAUGAUAGUACGCAAAAUAAAUUCAGUUUCUGAAAUUCCACUGACGGCCAUGCCAACUGGCGCACCGAAUGCUGAGUUGAUGGCAGAGGAGCCAACUGUGGAGAUCUUGCAAAAUUUGCUGAUGAUAUAUUCCUGCAUUAGUGAUGGCAUCGAUUUGUUGCUACGCAUCUUCGCAUUGCAUCUGCUCUGUAUCACCGCCGUGUCGUUGGUUGUCAUCACCGUGCAAAGUUAUAAUUUAUUCAUAUUGAUGAGCCACGCCUUGGUGCUGCCCACGCAUCACGUGUCCUUCAUUAUCGCUUGGAUUGUGGUACAAGUCAUGGCGAUUGCAGUGAAUGUACGAAUAUGCAGCAGCACGUCAAGAACGAUGGACGCCACUGUUUCGCUGCUGCAUAAAUUACGAUUUUGCUCAAAUGAGGCGCCAAAUGCCUGCGUCUUCUAUCAAAUUCUGCAACUUUUCUCCAUGGAAGUUUUGCAAAGGAAACGGAACUUUAAUGCCGCUGGCUUCUUCGACAUGGACUAUAAGCUGAUCACAUCGAUAUUCGCAUCGGUUACCACAUAUCUGGUGAUAAUAAUUCAGUUCCAUCUAACCAACAUUCCGGAUUGCCAUUUUAAAAAUCAUUAA
Messenger RNA from Anastrepha obliqua, 1362 nucleotides. Its product is annotated as putative gustatory receptor 2a. The transcript has 4 exons. Gene Ontology annotation, biological process: sensory perception of taste. Lineage: Eukaryota; Metazoa; Arthropoda; Insecta; Diptera; Tephritidae. The record is from RefSeq and is a predicted model, not a curated record. Gene Ontology annotation, cellular component: axon; membrane; neuronal cell body. Bases 1 to 1362 code for a protein of 453 amino acids.